AUGGGCAACCCACAUGUUAUUGCUAUACCCUAUCCAGCACAAGGUCAUGUACUUCCAUUGAUGGAAUUCGCGCUAAGCUUAGUCAAUCAGGGUUUCAAGGUUACAUUUGUGAACACGGAGUUUAAUCACAAGCGGGUCAUGAAGGCAUUGUCGGAGCAAGACAAUGUGCAUGAUCUGAUACAUCUGGUUUCGGUCCCAGACGGAUUGGAACCAUGGGAGGAUAGAAAUGACUUGGCCAAAUUAUCGACAGCAAUGGUGGAGGUCAUGCCUGGGAAGCUGCAGGAGCUCAUACAAAAGAUUAAGGACAAUGACGAUGAUGAUGAUGAUGAAAUCACUUGUAUUAUAGCUGAUGGUAGUAUGGGGUGGGCUCUAGAAAUUGCCAAGAACAUGGGAAUCAAGAGAGCAGCCUUUUGGCCUGCAUCAGCCGCUUUGUUGGGCUUGGUACGCAGCAUUCCAAAGCUAAUUGCCGAUGGGAUCAUAAACAACGAUGGAAGGGUCAUGACGAACCAAAUGAUUCAAUUGUCACCAACCAUGCCACCCAUGAACACUUCAAAUUUAGUAUGGGCCUGCAUUGGCGACUUGCCCACACAGAAAAUCAUUUUUGAUUUUAUUGUAGGAAAUAACAAAUCAUUGGAACUGGCAAAUUGGAUGGUUUGUAACUCAACUUAUGAGUUAGAGCCAGCAGCAUUUACCCUAUUUCCAGAUAUCUCACCCAUAGGCCCAUUGCUGGCAAGCACCCGGCUUGGAAAGUCACCAGGCUACUUCUGGCCAGAAGACUCAACUUGCCUAAAAUGGCUCAAUCAACAGCAACCCCACUCUGUAAUCUACGUUGCAUUUGGGAGUUUCACAAUUUUUGACAAGAAACAGUUUCGAGAAUUGGCUUUAGGGCUUGAACUCACCAACAUGCCAUUUUUGUGGGUUGUGCGGCCAGAUUUAACUAGCGAGACCAACGACGAUGAUGUAUACCCAAAAGGGUAUAUAGAAAGAGUUGGAUUAGGAUUCAACCGAGAUGACAAUGGAAUCAUCUGUCGUGAAGAAAUCAAGAAUAGAGUGGAGCAAUUGCUUGGGGAUGAAAGUUUCAAGGCUAAGGCAUUGGAUCUGAAAGAGAAGGCCAUGAAUGGUAUCAAAAAAAGUGGCGACUCACACAAAAGUUUCAACAAUUUCGUUGAAUGGACGAAGGGAAAAGAAAAGUAG
This is a messenger RNA of Ilex paraguariensis (yerba mate), 1194 nucleotides long. The record is from the annotation of a GenBank genome assembly. NCBI's taxonomy places the organism in Eukaryota, Viridiplantae, Streptophyta, Magnoliopsida, Aquifoliales, Aquifoliaceae.